Messenger RNA from Pogona vitticeps (central bearded dragon), 1547 nucleotides. RefSeq names its product malonyl-CoA-acyl carrier protein transacylase (gene MCAT). The record is from RefSeq and is a predicted model, not a curated record. Lineage: Eukaryota; Metazoa; Chordata; Lepidosauria; Squamata; Agamidae. Gene Ontology annotation, molecular function: transferase activity.
UCCUACUGCGGCUUGCCACGUGAGGUCCGCCAGCCAUGAGUUUCCGGGUUCCUUGGUUUGCAGCGCGGCGAUGGCUGACCCGGGGCAGAAGCCCCAAAGAGCCCGACGUGGGCCCGGGGGCGAAAGUGGCCGACCUGCUAGAGGAGGCGAUGGUUGGGGAAGAGGAGGAGGGAGGAGCGAGCGAGGCGCCGCCGCCGAGGACGAGGCGGGCGCCCGAAGAGGCCUCGGUGCUUCUCUUCCCUGGCCAGGGCAGCCAGUUCGUGGGCAUGGGCCGCGGGCUGCUGCGCUACCCGAACGUGCCGGACCUUUUCCAGGUGGCUAAGGAAGUGCUUGGCUACGACCUGUUGGACCUCUGCCUAAACGGGCCCCGCGCCGAACUGGACCGCACCGUACACAGCCAGCCCGCCGUUUUCGUCAGCUCCCUGGCUGCCCUGGAGAAACUGCACCAUCAGUGUCCGACGGUAGUUGAAAACUGUGUUGCAGCUGCUGGAUUCAGCAUAGGCGAAUAUGCAGCCCUUGUUUUUGCAGGAGCCAUGGAUUAUUCUGAAGCAUUGUAUGCAGUAAAGGUGCGUGCUGAAGCCAUGCAAGAGGCAUCGGAAGCUGUCCCAAGUGGAAUGCUAUCUGUCCUUGGCCGGUAUAACACAAAUUAUGUUGCCGCUUGCUCGGAAGCUCGUGAAUAUUGCAGAUCAAUGAAUAUAGAAAAUCCAGUAUGUGAAGUUUCAAACUACUUGUUUCCAGAUGGCAGAGUCAUUGCAGGACACUUGCAGGCUUUGCAGUUUUUGCAGAAAAAUUCUAAAAAAUACUCAUUUGCACGUGUAAAAAUGUUGCCAGUCAGUGGUGCUUUCCAUACUCAACUUAUGGAAUCAGCAGCAGAACCUUUAUCUGAAGUCCUCAAAUCAAUUAACAUUCAGCCACCUCUCAUCCCUGUCUAUUCAAAUGUGAACAGCAAGAGAUACAAACAGCCCAAACACAUCCAAGAUUUGUUAGUGGAGCAGUUGGUUUCACCAGUGAAAUGGGAACAAACAAUGCAUGUCAUCUAUGAAAGGAAACAAGGAAUAAGUUUUCCUUUAACGUAUGAAGUUGGACCUGGGAAGCAACUAGGAACAAUCCUAAAAAGCUGCAAUCUGAAGGCCUGGAGAUUCUAUAAAAACAUUGACAUUUCAGAAGAGGAAGAAAACUAAGAAGAAAACACAAAUAUGCCUUUAAGAAAAGUUUUCAUGGUAAAUUCUGCUCUUGUUCGCUGUCUGAUGUUAUGGACUUAUUAUUAAUGAUAAAUCGAUUUAUUAUAAAUCUUGGUAGCAUUUGUAGAAUACAUAAUAAAACCCCUGUUGUUGAAGACACAGUUAUAGGGUAUGUUGACAUUUGCUUCCUCUAGAACUACUGUGCUUAGAAGAAUUGUUAACAUGUGAGCAAAAGUUCUACUCUGAGCCAUUCUGAGCCUUCCUUCUACAGAUAGAUAGAUUUGCUCACAAACUUCUGCCACGGGGCAAUCUGUUAUGUAUCUUAAGACAAAGUUUUUUAAUAAACUGCCCAAAGUUUUAAGCAGA